AUUUAGUACUAGGGGUUGUGGUGAGGGCUGGCGGGUAACGCACGGGCAGGGGGUGCCAGGCUCCCAUACACAUGUAACGGGCUUAUCGGAAUGGCGGCUGCCUGGCAUUGCUUCCCGGGCGCUUUUCUAGUGAGCGGGGGGGAAACAAUGGAACUAAUAGAAGCUGUUGUAGUGUAGUGUAUAAUGGGACAGUGUCUGGGCAGUGGCACCGUACCCUGAUGUCGGCUGGCACUGGCAUGAGGAGGGUAGCGGGGCUAUAGCAAGUGGUGGCUGGGAGUAGAGUGUGGCUGUAUAAGGGGCAUGGGAGACUUGGGGGGUAACUAGAGCCUCCUCACCCAUCUCCAGAGCACAUGCACUAGACUGUACCACCCUCUGCAUCACUGGGUGUGGGGGUGCUAGGUCUUUGGAGACUUUGUGGCAUAUUGGACUCUCUGGAGAAUGAAUAUUCCAUAAAUGGCAUGCCAGUCCUGAGUGCCCAAAUAGCUUCAUCCACCCAUUCACAGGAUGUCGGAUCCAAGUUACUGGACAGCAUUCCAUGGCUGCAAAGGACACCUGGCAAAGGGGGCGCUACUGCAAAGGUCCAAAAGCUGUAGAAGCAACAACAGAAAGAGUUUGGUGGUGGGAUCACCUUCACCCACACUUUCCCGUCCUUUAUCGCCACUCUCUGUACCUACAGCAGGAAGCAGUCCCCUGGAUAGUCCAAGAAACUUCUCUACUAGUGCAUCUGUUAACUUCCCUUUUGCUCGCAAUCAUGGACAACGCACUGACAGAGCGGAUGGGCGUAGAUGGUCCCUGGCAUCUCUUCCCUCUUCUGGAUAUGGUACCAACACACCAAGCUCAACUCUUUCGUCUUCCUCCUCCUCUCAGGAGAGGUUACACCAAUUGCCCUUCCAACCCACUGCCGAUGAAUUGCACUUUCUUUCCAAACACUUUCGGAGCUCAGAAAGCAUUACAGAUGAGGAAGGAAGACAUUCUCCAUGCAUGCGCCCUCGUUCCCGAAGCCUCAGUCCCGGGCGCUCAUCUACAAAUUUUGACAAUGAGAUUGUUAUGAUGAAUCAUGUUUACAAGGAAAGAUUCCCCAAGGCAACUGCACAAAUGGAGGAGAGACUUGAAGACAUCAUUACAAACCUCUGCCCUAAUCGGACCUUACCUCUUGCUGAUGGUGUACUUGGUUUUAUACAUCACCAGAUUAUUGAGCUGGCCCGAGACUGCCUGGAUAAAUCCAAGGAGGCUCUAGUUACAUCUCGAUACUUUGUGGAGUUGCAGGAGAAAUUGGAAAAGAUGCUAGAAGAUGCCUACAAUCGAUCUGAGAGUGAAGAAGUAACUUUUAUUGUUCAGCUGGCAAGAAAGUUGCUGAUGGUUAUUGCACGCCCAGCAAGACUCCUUGAGUGUCUGGAAUUCGAUCCAGAGCAAUUUUAUCAUCUGUUAGAGGCUGCUGAGGGUCAUGCCAAAGAGGGCCAUGGUAUAAAGACUGACAUUCCACGUUACAUCAUCAGCCAAUUAGGUCUCACAAAAGAUCCAUUAGAAGAGAUUGUUCAGCUGGAUAGUUAUGACUCAGAAAAUACACUGCAGCUGGAGCAAGAAGAAUUUCAAGAUGCUUGUGUUUCAAGUACUCCUACCAGAAAGAAACCGGGAGAGAGUGAUUUUGAAACUUGUAAAUUGAUCAGCAAUGGUGCCUAUGGUGCUGUGUACCUUGUCAGACACAAAGAGACUCGCCAGCGCUUUGCCAUGAAGAAGAUUAACAAACAAAAUUUGAUCCUACGAAACCAGAUCCAGCAAGUGUUUGUUGAAAGAGACAUCUUAACCUUUGCAGAGAAUCCUUUUGUUGUCAGCAUGUUCUGCUCUUUUGAAACCCGAAGACAUCUUUGCAUGGUGAUGGAGUAUGUGGAGGGUGGAGAUUGUGCUACACUUCUAAAGAAUAUGGGACCUCUUCCUGUUGACAUGAGUCGCAUGUAUUUUGCUGAAACUGUCCUGGCGUUGGAGUAUUUGCACAAUUAUGGAAUCGUUCACAGAGACCUCAAACCUGACAAUUUGCUGAUCACGUCUCUUGGACAUAUCAAGCUUACAGAUUUUGGACUAUCUAAAAUUGGUCUUAUGAACAUGACGACUAAUCUGUAUGAAGGACAUAUUGAAAAAGACACAAGAGAGUUUUUAGACAAACAGGUGUGUGGGACCCCAGAGUACAUAGCUCCUGAAGUAAUCUUACGGCAAGGUUAUGGAAAGCCUGUGGACUGGUGGGCAAUGGGCAUCAUUCUCUAUGAAUUCCUAGUGGGCUGUGUUCCAUUCUUUGGUGACACUCCAGAGGAGCUUUUUGGACAGGUGAUCAGUGAUGAUAUUGUAUGGCCAGGAGGUGAAGAAUCUCUUCCAGCGGACUCCCAAGAUCUCAUCACGCGACUUUUGAGGCAGAAUGCAUUGGAGCGCCUCGGAACUGGUGGUGCUCAGGAAGUAAAGCAGCAUGUAUUCUUUCGCUCCCUGGACUGGAAUGGGCUUCUGAGACAGAAAGCAGAGUUUGUGCCACAACUGGAAGCUGAUGAUGACACCAGUUAUUUUGAUACACGUUCGGAACGUUAUCAUCAUUUGGCUUCUGAAGAAGAUGAUGAUGAUACAAAUGAUGAAGAGUCAUCUGCGGAAAUUCGCCAGUUUUCAUCUUGUUCACAUCGGUUUAGCAAGGUUUACGGUAGCUCUGAACAUCUUGCUACACAACUUAAUCUCAGCUUCUCUUCAACUGAGAGAAGUCAUAGUGAUGAGAAAGAAGAACGAAGUGAGAAGUUGGAAAAAGCUUUAUCCAGAGAUGAUGAUAGGAGCCAAUUCAUUUCUGAAACCAGACUAAGGUCCUGGACAUCUUCAGGGUCUUCCUUUCACUCAUGGCUGAGCGAGCGCAGUGCAAGCCCAUGUGUGCUAACCAGCACAUGCAGUCUAGAUACCAUGCCUAAAUUUGCAUUUUCUUCUGAAGAUGAGACCUCUGAUCACAAGUCUGACAAACCCACAUUCAGUUUAGGAGAAAUAAAAGGAACAUCCUCAAAGCAGUCAUCACUUUGUGCAGAUAUAGUAAGUCUAAGCCGAACUCGCCUGCGCAGUAACAGCACUGGAGCCAAAAACUCUACCCCUCGCACUCUGGAAUCUGGACUAAGUCGGCGACUGCGGAGUCAGAGAGAAACGCCAGAAAAGAGUUCUUCUCCCGGAAGUCGUGUCCCCAAAUCUGCAUCUGUUUCUGCACUCUCAUUGAUAAUUACCUCUGAUGAUUUUGGCACUGGAUCCCUUAUAAGUCCUAUAUCCCCGCAUUCUUUGUCAUCUAAUCCCUCAUCCAGGGACUCUUCUCCUAGCCGAGACACAGCGGUGGCCGUAAAAAGCCUACGUCCUCCAAUAAUUAUACAUAGUUCGGGCAAGAAAUAUGGAUUCACUUUGCGUGCCAUCAGAGUUUACAUGGGAGAAAGUGAUGUGUAUACUGUCCACCACAUGGUUUGGAGUGUAGAAGAUGGAAGUCCAGCCCAUGAAGCAGGAUUGAGGGCUGGGGAUUUGAUAACACAUGUGAAUGGAGAGUCUGUCCUCGGUUUAGUACACAUGGAUGUUGUGGAGCUUCUUUUAAAGAGUGGCACCAAAGUGUCACUGAGGACCACCCCCCUAGAAAACACUUCCAUAAAGAUUGGUCCAGCCAGAAAGAACAGCUGUAAAGGUCAUAUGGCUAGAAGGACCAAGAAAAGCAGGAAGAGAGAGAGUCAGGACAGAAAACGGUCUCUCUUCAAGAAAAUCUCUAAGCAGUCGACAGUAUUACAAACCAGUAAGAGUUUUUCCUCAGGACUUCAUCAGUCAUUGUCUUCCAGUGAGAGCCUUCCAGCUUCUCCAACCCACAGCCUUUCUCCUGGCCCCCCAACCCCUAGUCGAAGUCCUGCUUCUGAUAUGCCCAUUGAUAAUGUGUCACCUCAAAGUACAUCUCCGUGCUCUAGUACACCAAGCUCUCCUGCUGGUCACAUUCGGCCUAGUUCACUGCAGUGUUUAGCACCCAAGCUCAGUGGACAGCGUUACAAGGUAGGACGGAGGAAGUCUACAAGCAGCAUUCCCCCAUCUCCUCUGGCUUGCACUCCAUCACCAGCCCAUCAUGCACCAUCUUCCCCUCAACGUUCUCCCUCUCCUUUGUUGCCUGGGCAUUCAAGGACUAGUCAUGGUGUCUUCCAGGGCACUACUUUGUCACCCCCUGCCAUUGUGCGACAAGGAGCACGUAGCAGAGCAAAUGAAGCUCCUCGUUCGCCUCUUUUAAAAAGAGUACAGUCAGUAGAAAAGAUGGCUAGCCACUUUAACUGUGGUCGGAAGACAACACCUCCAGAAAUUCAGCCAUGGGAGGAAUCACAUGAUGGCACAGACGGUACAUCUGAAACAACUAGUCGUAAUAAAGAUUGGGGAACAGAUAAACACGAGCGUGAUACAGAGGUAGUGGUUAUGAGGAGGCUAAAUCUCUCAGAAAGAAGGGACUCUUUCAAAAAGCAGGAAGCUGUGCAAGAAGUUAGCUUCGAUGAGCAGGACACAGUAGGGGGUGAAGGUGGUUCUGAAGGGCAGAAAAAGGAGGGCAAUUUUGUUCUAUGGGAAAGGCUGCCACACCAAACAUCGUGGGUUCAAGCAAGACCAGCAAGUAUAUCCUCAGUAAUUACAGCCCAUGAACAGCAGUGCCGCUUAGUGCCACAAAUUGCUGUUCAAACCUCUGAAAGUGAGGAGCACGACAAGGCCUCUGGGCACUGGGAGUGUCAAGCAUUUUAUCCCCUUCAACCUACAAGUACGAGUAGAGACAGAUGCCCUCUUGUGUCUUGGAUGUCGGAGCCUUCAGCUGCUAGUCCAGAGAGACAAGCCGAGGGUCAUCUUAAUCCUAUGCAGCUGUUUACUGUAGGCACAGAUGUGCACUUGGAAAGUAACAAAGAGGGUAAAAGCAAAGGACAUGAACAAACAGAACAAUCUGUAAAGAAAACAAGCUGAGCGGUUUUGGUGGUUAUGACUUAACGGACGAACUAAGUGCUUUGAAACCUCACACAAGAAAUGUCUACAGGAUGCAAAGAUUUGUAUAGGUUUUCAAGAAUAAGCCUGGGAAACAGAAUUUUUUCCAUUAUCUUUUACUUUUUUUUUAAUGUAAUUUAACUUUCAUGGUAUGGUUUUGAUACUUUGUAACCCUAUUUUAUUGUACUUGUAUUUAUAUGAGAUCAGUGGCAUGCAUUGUUUUUGUUUUUUUUUAAGCUAUGGUUCAACCUCAAGUAGAAAAUCUGUCAUCAAUGUUACACUCCUGCAGUUCUUUAGUUUUAAUAUUAUAGAGUUAUGUUGAAAAUACUAGUUCUCCUGGAAGACACAGACAUGAUCAUAUAUGUAGUUUUCUAAAUGACUUCUAGUUUACUGCCAUGAAAUCUGAUGUAGAUCAAGAUAACAAGUUGUGGAUUUGGAUUUUAAUGCUAAAACGGCAAUGUUUUAAAUUAAACCUGGUAAAAGCUCAACAUUUUAAUUAGUGAGUCAGAGCUGCAGGAACAGUCGCUGAAUCGUUCAUGCAGCUGUUCACUUACAUCAUUUUUGGAAGCAAAUCCUAUUUGCACAAAGAAAUGUGCAGCCAAGUAGCAAUGAUCUUUAGGGCCCCAUGAUCAUGGCAAUGAGUUUGUUUGACAUUGAUUGCUGGGUCUUUUGCACAAGUCAGUAAUCGGCCCAUACAAUAGGCCUGCUAGUUACUUGCUCAGUGCACAUCACCCAAGAAAGUAACAUGCGUGUGCAAAUUCCCAUAUAGCUUAUGACAACUGCUGAUCUUGACAGAAAUAGGAGAGCAGGCACAGGCUUCAAAACAGAGCAUGAUCAAGUAUGUAUAACUUUUAGGGGUUCCUGAAGUUAAAUGAGAAAACCCUAUUAAUUGCUGAUUUUCUUUUAAUAGGAAGACAAUAAAAAUAGCGGUUCCACUGUGCCCAUUCAAUUCGUUGUGCCUUUGUUUUGAUAUUUUUGCUGCAAAGUAAUUAUUUUAACAAAAGUGUAUUUUCUGGUUUAUUAGUUUUUGUUCCUCAUUUUGCAGAAUAGGGGAUAAGUUUUCAGACCGCUGGGCCCCCCUGGGAUCACCUGCCCGGAGCCCCGACUCUCCGCUUUAAGCUGCAUUCACACCAUGUUUUUGCAGUUCCCAUAUCAGUUUUUUUGAUGAAAAACGGAUUCCUCAAAACCGGAUUAAACUGUUUUAAAACGUGUGUACAAAUUUUAACCUGUAUAAGUAUUGCAAAAACGUGUUGUGAAUGCAGCUUUAAUGAUGUGUGUUGACCUCGCCACAAAGCAGUGGCGGAAACACCCCCUCCAUGCACCUCUAUGGGAGAGCCGGAGAUGCAGUGUUCGUGUAUCUUCAGCUCUCCCAUAGAGAUAUAGAAGGGGAGCAUGUCUGCCAUUGUUUCAUGCAGGGGUCAACACACUUCAUUAAUGUGGAGAGACUGGACUACUCCUUUAGAAAGAAAGAAAGAAAAUGGUUCGAUGCAGCAGAUUAUUAAAGCAUACUUGUCAUAUCAGAGAAAAAAAAUAAUUCUUAAAUGUUACUCGCUAGGUCAUGUGGGUUCUUUACAUGUCUUUUUAGGUUUCUAGAUUCUGUAUUUCGCUCACAAAUCCUUCUGUUCUGCUGCUCACUCAUCCGGACAUCCACUGGUCAGGAAGUGUCAUGUCCAAGGUAAGCACUGAGCUUGCUCUCAUUCACCAUGCAUUCACAUCCACCAUGAAUCUGCUGUGCUGGGUCCCUUCAAUCAAUCACUGCAGCCUGCUCUGCAACCGUGUCUUCUCUGUUUUCAGGAUUGAGCACAGAGGAGUGCUAGUCCCAUCCUCCCUUCCUUAACUUUGUCCCAACCUCCUUUCCUGAACUUUGUCCCAGCCUGUGUUUCAGCUGGGACAAAGAUGCUGCACAUUAUGAUUGUGUUGACGUUGGCCAUAUGCAGUAUAUACUGAAAUGCUGCUCUUAACCGUCUUUUUAUUUUAAUGAUUGCCAAUUACACCUCAGUUGCUUAACCCCUUAACGACUAGUGCCGCAAAUGUAGGUCCUGGUGAGGGGGUAUUUAACGCACCAGGACAUACAUUUACGUCCUAAGCAUAAUCGCAAGCAUCAGAGCGAUGCCCGGAUCAUGCACGGCAGGUCCCGGCUUCUGAUCGCAGCCAGGGACCCGCCCGUAAUGGCCGACACCCGUGAUCCCGUGGAUGUCCGCCAGUAACCCUUCAGAUGCCGUGAUCAAUACAGAUCACGGCAUCUGCAGCAUUGCGGACACUAAAAUGGAUGAUCGAAUUGCCCGCAGCGCUGCCACGGCGAUCAAAUCAUCCAGCACGGCAGCCGGAGGUCCCCUCACCUGCCUCUGCUGCUUUCCAGGAGUCUUCUGCUCUGCUCUGCCUUCCCGCAGACCAGAGCAGAAGAUGACCGAUAACAAUGAUCAGUGCUAUGUCCUAUACAUAGCACUGAACAAUAUUAGCAAUCGAAUGAUUGCUAUAAAUAAUCCCCUAUGGGGACUAUUAAAGUGUAAAAAUAAAAGUUAAAAAAAUAAAGCAAAAAAAAUGUAAAGAACCCCCUCCCCCAAUAAAAACGUAAUUGUCCCAUUUUCCCUAUUUCACCCCCAAAAAGUGUUAAAAAAAUAUAUAUUUUAUAUACAUAUUUGGUAUCGCCGCGUGCGUAAAUAUCUGAACUAUUAAAAUAAAAUGUUAAUGAUACCGUACGGUGAACGGCGUGAUCAUAAAAAUAAAAAAGUCCAAAAUAGAUGCUUUUUAAUAAUAUUUUAUUCCCAAAUUUUUUUUUAUAAAAAAUGGAUUAAAAGUUCUAUAUAAGCAAAUAUGGUAUCAAUAAAAAGUACAGAUCAGGGCACAAAAAAUGAGCCCUCAUACCGCCGCUUAUACGUAAAAAUGAAAAAGUUAUAGGUCUUCAAAAUAGGGGGAUUUUAAAUGUACUAAUUUGGUUAAAAAGUUUGCGGUGGCAUUACUACGGACAGCUGGUCACGCAAAAAACAAGCCCUCAUACUAGUCUGUGGAUGAAAAUAUAAAAGUUAUGAUUUUUUGAAGGCGAGGAGGAAAAAACUAAAACGUAAAAAUUAAAUUGUCUGCGUCCUUAAGGCCCAAAUGGGCUGCGUCCUUAAGGGGGUUAAUAGCUAAAACUGGCAAGUAUUUAAAAAAUAUAUAUAAAAAAAACUGGUUAACAGCAGCAUUUCAGAAGUACUUAGGCAAAUGGCCAACCACAUUGUGUUUUUUUACCCUAAGAGAUCUAUCAAUUAAGGCUGGUGGGGCGUGUUUAAGCAGCUGGGGACUCCCCUGAUAACUUGCGAUUCAGCGAGCAUGAAAGUGAUGACAGAAUACCUUUUAAUAGGUGAUGAAAAACACAAGCCACUUUAUCAUCUUUGCAAGAAGCUUCAAGGACAGAAAUAUUUUAAAGCUGACUAAACCAGAAUAAUAACCAGACUUAAAAAAAAAAAAAAAAAAAUUUCACUUGUAACCUGUAAAAGAGUAGUCUGGCACACAGCAUUUUUCAAGAAAAAACGCUGUUAGGAAUCAAUAUUGAAAUAUAAAAUGCUUUUUAGUUUGUGAUGUUUUUCUUUUUUUAUUCUGCAUGCUCUAGCCAUGAUUUGCCUUCCAUAGGUGUUUUUUUUUUCCAGCCUUAAGAACUGUAUGUGUAAACAGGUGCUGCGUUUUUCUUCAGUCUUCAUAAGCAAUCCAUGGAUUACAUGACUUGCAACAGGACAAACGUCACAGAAAAAAACAAGCACCAAAUAACCCAUGCAAAAAAGCACAAUACUUUGAAAUGUACACCACAAAAAAAGGGUAUAAUGUAUGAAUUGCAAAAUAGAAUAUGGCAGUUUUUUUAGACCAUUUUUAAAGUAAAAAAUGUAAGUAUGCCUUAGUGACAGCCUGAUCUCAAAGAGCUCAGUAGCUUUGGGUGUAAAACAGUUAGGCUAGGUUUACACUACGGAAUUUCCAACCGCAAUUCUAGUGCAGCAGAAUCCCAUUGCUGGCAAUGGGAUUCCACUGCACAGUGCACACUAUGAAAUUUCAGCAGCGGAUGCUCCUCUAGGACCGUGCAGACAUUGAUAGAACGUCCACCACCAAAAGAAUGAUCUUGACAGAAUCCGCCCCAUGUCCAUGCAGUCCUAGCCCAAACUGAUUCAGUCGGCGCUGGUGGGAAAAUUCAGUAGUGUAAACCCAGACUUUAGACCUUUCAUUUGUCGCUGGCAAUUGUAACCAAAACAUUUUAAGCACAUAAUAUGCCCCCAGUGUCUUAGCUGUAAAAUACAUAUGCUUUUUUUUUUGUUUUUUUUUCUUUAACUACUUUUGUUAAGGUAAUGAAAAAAAAACACAAAAUAAAACACUAGGUAAAAUAAUUUUUGUUAUAUACAAUUUCCAACAACAGUGAAAUCUCCCUUAGCGGACACCUCCCAAUAGUGGACAGUUUUUAAUUCCCCGGCACAGUACCAAAAGACUUAAUGUAUUUGCACCCUCCGAAUAGGGGACAUUCCCAAUAGGGGACAAAACAUUCCCAAUAGGGGGACAACCAAGCUUAUGUGCCGGCCCUACCUUGUACACAACCUAAUACCACCUGACAGUGGCCCUGUGCCGCACCCCCUUUCAGAAGCCCCAGCACAGAAGCAGAAGACCAAUUUUUAAACAGUGGUCUCCUGUUUCUGUAUGUCCGCUGGCCACAUCGUUCACCCCCCUGAUCCCCCCCCCCCCCAUGCCACUUUGUUCCCCCUGUGUCAAAUCAUCCCCCUUUAUUACCUCCUGUGCCACAAUAUUUCCUCUUGAUCCCCCCCUGUGCCAUUUCAUUCUGCCUUUAUUACCCUUUGUGCAAAUUCAUCACCCCCUUUUUUACCACCCCCUGUGCCAUUUUAUCCCCCUGUGCCAUUUCAUAAAAACAGGGGUGAUGAAUUUACACAGAGGGUAAUGAAGGGGGAAUGGAAUGGCACAGGAAGCGGGGAUCAAGGGGAAACGAUGUGGCACAGAGGGUAAGGGGGCAUAAUUUGGCACAAGGCACUGUUGAAUAAGGUGGCACAGGGUAUAAAGGGGGGAUGAAAUGAUACAGGGGGAGGGAUAAGGGGUGAUUAAACGACACUGGGAGAGUGUACUGUAAUAUUGCUUUUUAUCAUGUUUUAUAGGUAAUUACACUCUGGAGUGAAUACAGUACAGUAAUCUGUCAUUUAGGAAGAAUUUUGAGCCUUUUUCCCAAUAGGGGACAUCUCUCAAUAGCGGACACUUUUUUUUUUUUUUUUUCCCCCGUGAUUGUCCGCUAUUGAGAUUCUACUGUAUACCAGCCCAAAUUACAGCUAUGCAUUGAAACCCGGCUUCCCCCUUCUCUCCCUGGCAGUCAGGUCCAUUAUAAUAGAGGGCACCAUUAUUUAUGCAGCUGCGAUUCUGUGGUCUUGUGGUUCAUGAACUCUUUAUUGACUGUGUCCAAUAAGGGGUUAGUAUGUAAAUAGUCAAUUAAUUUGCAGGACCUUUUGUAAAAGAUUAAAAUAAUUCUGUUGGCAUUUUUGCCUAUGAUUCUAUUUCUGCUUUUCUAAGGCUGAGUCCACGUUACUUUUGUGGCCUCCAGAUACUAUUUGUGCAUGGACAGGCAAUGGCCUGAAUGUAGUCUGCUAUUCACUAAGUUCAGGUAAUUUUUUCUCACUUCUACAUGUUUGGGCUCUGAUUCAGAAUCGUGGUUUGUUGCACGCUUAUGGGUCUAUGCUCAAACAUGUAUAUGUGGAGGGAACAACCUGAACAUAGUCAAUAGCUAACUACACUUGGGCCAUAGAAUUCAUUGAAGCUCAUAUACUACAGCAUCACACUUUGAAAUUAUGCCUACCUACCAAAGCCACAGAGGGCACACAUGUAAUGGGAAUGAGCCCUAAGCUGUUAAAUAAACAAAUAUGUUGUAAUAAAGCAUUACCUUUCGCAGAAAUAUGGAAAAUCAGAUGAGCAUAAUGCAACCAUAAGUCCCAUCCUGACUUUGGUUCUGACCGUGAUGACAGCAUUAUAAUGCUUUAUGAAGCUCAUUUACGCUUCAUUGGAAGUGCAAAAUGAAAACCACGGAAGCUUUAAAAAAAAAAAAAAAUCCAGAUGUAAAAACCACACUGAUUUGGAGUCUACUUUUUAUAACUUUAGGAAUAUACUCUUAAUCUGCAUGAUAUAUACUUUUGUGAAAUAAUUUGACCAGUGGUAGCACAUACUUUAUGUGAUUUAGUAUGAGGUUUAGCCAUCAUUUGUUGACCUCUGUGGUUUAAAAAAUCUAAUGCCAUCCUUUUAGGCUGUCAGAUGCUAGCUGUGAAUAUAUAGGAAAACCCCAAUGCCAAUUUCAUAGCCACAUAAUAGUUUGGAUCGCUAGACGCACAGUUUGGCUGGGUCUUGUGGCCAUAAAACAACAAAGAACUGCACCCAUAUUCUGCUUAUGUGACCUUAGCCUAAGUCCUUUACACAGUUUACAUUAAUAAUGUUUUAUGUGCUCUUUAACCCCUUAAGGACCCAGCCAAUUUUCACUGUAGGACCCGGCCAUUUUUUGAACAUCUGACCACUUUCGCUUUAAGCAUUAAUACCGUAUAUACUCGAGUAUAAGCCGACCCGAGUAUAAGCCGAGACCCCUAAUUUCAACCCAAAAUCCCAGGAAAAGUUAUUGACUCGAGUAUAAGCCUAGGGUGGGAAAUACCUCA
Molecule: messenger RNA, 11630 nt
Organism: Hyla sarda
Lineage: Eukaryota; Metazoa; Chordata; Amphibia; Anura; Hylidae
Gene: MAST3
Product: microtubule associated serine/threonine kinase 3
Exons: 27
Coding region: 505-4962 (1485 amino acids)
Biological process (GO): peptidyl-serine phosphorylation; intracellular signal transduction
Molecular function (GO): protein binding; protein serine/threonine kinase activity; magnesium ion binding
Source: RefSeq, a predicted model, not a curated record